GGCAGCGCGCGCGGUGUCAGCAGCCUGUUCUACAGCGCACACUUAUCCACCUGUUAUUGUUCCAUUGACUCCGGACCACCAAACCUAUUUACAGCACGCAAACAUGGGAAACGAAGCGAGGCCCAACUGGGAUAACCCCAUACAGUUUGUUUUGGCAUGUGUAUCAUAUGCAGUCGGACUUGGAAACGUGUGGAGGUUCCCAUACCUCUGCCAAAUGCACGGUGGAGGGGGGUUCUUGAUUCCUUAUUUCAUCAUGCUGGUUCUGGAGGGUAUUCCAUUAUUCUACAUGGAGCUUGCCAUUGGUCAGAAGAUGAGUUUGGGUAGCAUCGGGGCAUGGACUGCCAUCAGCCCUUACUUAGGAGGAGUGGGUCUUGCCAGUGUUGUGACAUCCCUGUAUCUGUGUCUCUAUUACAACAUCAUCAAUGCAUGGAGUUUCUGGUACCUCUUUCAUUCAUUUCAAUCCGUCCUUCCUUGGGCAGUUUGCCCCAUUAACUCUAACCAGACAGGACCACUAGAGGAGUGUGAAAUUGCUACACCUACGCAGUACUUCUUCUACAGGGAAACACUGAACAUCUCUCCGUCUAUUGAAGAGCACGGAGGCGUUAGUACAGGCCAGGCAAUGUGCCUUGUGCUUGCCUGGAUUCUAACCUACCUGUUCAUUGUCCGAGGAGUAAAGUCAACUGGAAAGGUGGUGUACUUCACAUCCGUAUUUCCAUACGUGGUCCUCUUCAUCUACCUGAUACGUGGCAUGACUCUUCACGGGGCCAUCAAUGGUGUCAAAUACAUGUUCACACCAAAGCUCGAACAGCUUCUCGACCCUACUACAUGGAUCAAUGCCGCCACUCAGAUCUUUUUCUCACUUGGUCUGGGUUUUGGGACGCUCAUAGCUUUUUCCAGCUACAACCAUUACAACAACAACUUUGAGCGCCAAGCCAUCAUUGUUUCCUUGAUCAACUGUUCAACCUCCAUCUUUGCCAGCAUCGUCACCUUUGCCAUCUAUGGAUUCAAGGCCACCGUCAACUACGAGAACUGCCUGGAGAGGACACGCUUACUGCUGCUGAAUACUUUUGAUCUAGCGGAGGACAGCAUGAGCAUGGACCAGGUCUUUGACUGGAUUGAGAAGCUGAACACAACAUAUCCACUGCAGUUCGCUGAAAUCGCCAACCAACUGGAAAACUGUAACCUGGAGAGUGAACUAGACACUGCAGUGGAGGGGACAGGGCUGGCCUUCAUUGUGUACAGUGAGGCCAUUAAGAAUAUGCCGUUGCCUCAGCUGUGGUCAGUGCUGUACUUCUUCAUGCUGCUGCUGUUGGGAAUGGGCAGCAUGCUAGGCAACGUCACCGCCAUCAUCACCCCGCUGCGAGACUUCAAGAUCCUGUCUCACUUGAGCGACGAACUACUCAACGGUUUGGUGUGCGUGUUUUGUCUGCUGCUUGGCCUGGGUUUCACCACCACGUCAGGGAAUUACUGGUUCACCAUGUUCAACGACUAUGGAGCCAAUUUCUCCCUGCUCUUCAUCGUCCUCAUUGAGGUCAUAGCUGUCAGUUACAUCUACGGUAUUAAAAGGUUUGAGAAAGACAUAGAAGACAUGAUCGGUCAUCGUCCCAACUGGUACUGGAAGAUCAUGUGGGCAGGAAUCAGUCCCGUUCUUCUUAUCACUCUCUUCGUUGUCUACAUCGUAAACUACAUCAGAGGAGGGACACCCACCUACCAAGCAUGGAACAAAGAGCUGGGUAAAUCGGUGGUGACGGACUAUCCUGUCUUUGGUCAAGUGUUCAUUGGGCUGCUGCUAGUGUCGUCCGUCAGCUGUGUUCCCCUCACAGCUCUGUAUGUGUUCUGCAGGAAGAGGAAACAUGGAAACCUUCACCAGAGGAAGCGUGCUGUCAGCACAGUAUCUACAGUCCUUCAGCUGAACACAGCAACGAUGCCUAAUUGAAUGCUGUAAGGUAUUUUAAGGUGGAUUUAUUAUUGAAAGUCAGACUUCCGAUCCAAUCCAUACUCUUCAUACUGUCAAGUGCAACUAUGCAACAUGGUGUAAUUGUAGAUAACGUUUUCUUUUGCUUAACAUUUAGAGCAAACAAAAAAAAAAACGCAGUUGUAAUGCAAAUAAAUGCAAGUUUACUAAACUGUCAAAAAAAUUAUGAACGUAUAAAGUCAUGUAGCGUAUUCAGUGAGUUAUGAUAUGUAGUGAUUGAGCUAGUCAGUAUCGUAUUGUGAUGUUUCAUAGUCAUAGUUCACGUUAGUUCAUAGCCAGCCUUAAUAUUAAUUUCCCUUAUUAAUGGAGUAGGCUAGUUUAGGGUCAAAUCAGGUUUAUUUGAAGAGAUGCAAAAUCACAAAUAAGGUGUUAGUACAGCAAAAGGAUUAGAGAAGAUGCAGCAUUACGAAUAGACGUGGUUCAGGCAACUUCCUCUGUUUCAGGAUUAUUUAUUUUUUAAAUGACUAUUUUGAACCAGGGGAAAUGGAGCCGUCAAAAACAUAACUUUUUAUUCCAAAAGAUUCAAGGUUAAAGGGGCCCUAUUAUGCUUUGGGUUAUGUUUUUUUUUCCUUUCCUGUAGUGUGUUAUUUAGGUUUUUAUGCAUGUAAAUGGUCUGCAAAGGCUAAAAUCCCCGAGUUCCCUCUUGAGGUUGUUUCUCUACAAAUAGACUACCCCUCCUGCCUGAGACAAAAUUACAUCACUAUGUAACAAUUGCGCUUCUAUUGGCUAAUGCUCCAACACAUUGUAGGUAGUAGGCUCAGGGGCAGGAGAUCUUCAAGUGUUUGACCAAUAGCAACAGAGCCAGCCAGCUAACCAAUCACAGCAGGCUGGGCUCUGGUUUCAGACAGAGGGUGAGAAGAGGAGCUGCAGCACAGGCAGUAUGAGAACAAUAAAGAGCUUUUUGAACAUUAAAGCAUGGAGACAUGUCACAGGAGAGGCACAAAAUGCAAAUAUGAACCUGAAAAUCAGCAGAAUAUGUCCUUUUAAAAAACUUAAUGUAGGGUUGGAAACUAACUGCACAAACAUCACACAACUAGUUUGAAGAAAAACAAUAUGUUAGACUCAAUAAUAAAGUGUAGAACUUUCAUAGCAGAGGUAUGUCAUAAUAGCGGGUAUUGUUUCCUUUAAGCUAAUUAUGUUAUUAUGUGUUCUUAGGUAAGACGGUUGUACAAAUGAUGUAUGUUUCCUUUAUAUCACGUUUUUUAUUAGAACUAGUUUUAUAUCUGUUGUGAAAGGACUGGCAUCUUCAUGAAGUCAAUUGUCAAUAUAUCAUUUUUAUUUUGUCUUUUAGCCUUCAAAUGUGUGAGAUGUGUACAUACUGUAGAUAGUUGUGUGAUGUUAUGAGUUAAUGAUAGGAAUACUCCAUUAUGUGAUUUGGUUCUGUACCAAUAGGUAAAUGAGUAACUACCACAGAGAAUGAACUUCCCUUAAAAACUAGAUUUAUGUGUCAAUAACAUCUCAUUUGGUAUAUGAUCAUUUUGCUAUCUUUUUAUUGUCAUGCAUAGUGAAUGGGGAUCUUUUUUUUGUAUUAAAUAAAAAUGUCAAUUGUA
Molecule: messenger RNA, 3525 nt
Organism: Eleginops maclovinus (Patagonian blennie)
Lineage: Eukaryota; Metazoa; Chordata; Actinopteri; Perciformes; Eleginopidae
Product: sodium- and chloride-dependent transporter XTRP3-like
Exons: 11
Coding region: 104-1936 (610 amino acids)
Biological process (GO): sodium ion transmembrane transport
Cellular component (GO): plasma membrane
Molecular function (GO): L-proline transmembrane transporter activity
Source: RefSeq, a predicted model, not a curated record